UUGACAUCGAAGACUUUAUAUAAGGUGCUACAUAGAGGAUACAAUUUAGUACUAUCCUAAAUAUCGAAGGAUUAUCCGAUCAGUGUCUUAGAAAAAUGUGGGCGAAGUGUUGUAUUCUGUUGAUUGGUUACUUUGUAACAGGAUCGAUUGCGGGUGGCGUUUCAUUCAUCAAGCCAUGUAAACCGUUAGACAGUCCAUGCAUUAUAAAUUCUGCAAAAAUUGCCCUGCCACAUCUAGCCAAGGGUGUAUCAGAGUUUGGCACUCCGAGUCUUGAUCCUCUUCACAUUAACAAAGAGGUCAAAGCUGAUUCCGGAGAAUUGAAGAUAAGCUUCAAAGACGUUGUCGUUCAUAAGCUGAGUCAAUGUGAUUUUGAGAAAAUAGUCCGUGAUCCCGUGCAAUCCACUGCAAGUCUGGUAGUAGUUUGUCCUCUGACAAUUGAGGGUGAAUAUACAGCGGGAGGAAAACUAUUCUAUUUAGAUAUUUUUGGAAAUGGACCCUUUUCGAUCAAGGAUGGUACAAUUAGGAUCUCAAUUGAUCUCAAACUCAAAACAUUUAAUGACAAAGAAGGCAAAAAGCACUACAAGAUCGGAAGCUUCGACUAUGAAUUCGAACCAUUGAAACGUUUUGAUAUUAAGUUGAGUAAUUUGUUCAACGGUGACAAGGCACAAGCUGAUCCAAUCGAGAAAAUUAUCAGCGAAAGUUGGAAGGAGCUGAUUCUUGAUAUUGGUAAACCAGUCUUAAGGGAAGGUGUCACGAGCAUAGCCAGUGCCAUCGAUAAAAUGUUCAAGAAUGUUGCAGCUGAAGAUCUCGAACUCCCAGAAUAAAUAAAAAUUCUCAGCGCAUUUUAAAUUCUUCUUAGAUUAAGCAUUAAAAUGGUUGUGAUUAAUUUUUUACAUAUUUUGGAUUGAGUGAUUAAAUUUUCAAAGUUUAUUAGAUUAA
This is a messenger RNA of Spodoptera frugiperda (fall armyworm), 939 nucleotides long. Its product is annotated as circadian clock-controlled protein daywake-like. Bases 96 to 824 code for a protein of 242 amino acids. The record is from RefSeq and is a predicted model, not a curated record. Lineage: Eukaryota; Metazoa; Arthropoda; Insecta; Lepidoptera; Noctuidae. The transcript is spliced from 5 exons.